AUGCAAAGGCCCCCCUUCUUCCCCCUCUCCCCCAUCUUCUCCCCCUUCCCCUCCCUUCCCCUUCAUCGCGCGACCGAUCCAGACCCCCCCAAACCGUGGACCUGCGAUGUUUCCUCUGGAAGCUGGACACCUUCCGCGAACCUUCCACUCUACACCGGGCUGACGUGUCCGUACAUCCGCUCCGGCCACAACUGCCAGUCCGCGGGGCGCUCCGAUAUGAGCUACCAGAAGCAGCGCUGGCGGCCGUGGGGGUGCAAGGUGGUGCAGUUGACGCCACAGAGACUCCUCACUCUCUUCCGCAACAAGACGGUCGUGGUGUUCGGCGACAGCGUCUCUAAGGACCUCUCCACGUCGCUGCGCUGCAUGCUGCACGCCGCCAGCCCCAACUUCUCGCGAUUCAAGCUCGCAGGAGGGGCGACGAGAGUGUGGGGCGAGAAGGUGAGCAACAGAGAGGAAACAAAAAUGUCGCUCUUCUCCUCGCAUCUCAACCACAUUGGGUUCAUCCCCGAUGCAUCCCAACCUCCGUCCCUUAUCAUCUCCUUCAUCUCCCUCUCUCCCGGUUCACGUCCCCAUCUCACUACCCUCCUCACUCGCCCAUAUCUCUCUUCUCCUCACUCCCACAUCUCACAUGUUCAGGUGGAACCCCAAAACAUCCGCAUAGUGUCGCUCUUCUCCUCGCAUCUCAACGACAUUGGGUUCAUCCCCGACGCAUCCCAACCUCCUUCUGCCGCUGCUGCUGCUGCCGGUGUUGGCGGUGUUGGCGCUAAUGGUGCUGGUGCUGGUUGUGAUGUUAGUGCAUCUAAUGCUGCUGCUGCGGCGUCUGUUGAUAGAACGGAGGAAGCUCGAGAAGAAGCAGUUAGAGCAGUGGCAACCGAAGCAGACAUAGCACGAGCCACCACAAUGAGUGCCACUGCCGCUGCUGCCGAAGCAGGAACAGCAGUGGCAACAGGAGAAGCAGGGGAAACAACAGCAGCAACAAGAGCAGCAAGAGGAGCAGGUUCCGGGAAUCUUCCAGGGAGAGUCUCACCCCAAGCGCAGCAGCAAGCACGACGAGUCUUCCUCGACCAGAUCGACCCAAAGAUUAAAGACCUGCUCCCUAAAGCCGACAUAGUUAUUUUCCAGGCGACUAACUGGUGGUACGCGGAAGACAACCAGUGGUUCCUAGGCGGCAGGCAGCAGAAAAUAACCCGAGACGCAGCCUAUGCGAUCGGGCUGGCGACUCUAAGAGACCAUGUGGCGCGGUCGGGCUUUAAGGGAAAGGCGGUGGUGAUGGGCGUGUCUCCUUCGCACUAUAUCGUCCCGGUGGCUGGGAUGAAGAAGGGGAAAUGCGACAUUAACACGCGUCUUGACUGGAACCAGACAAAAGAACUGAGGAUGGAUGACCGAUCAUUUGAAAUGCGCAAGGUGCAGCUGCAGGUGCUGAAAUCAUCUCUAUUCUCCCCACUCCUUGUUGCCUUCCUUUCUCCGUCCGCUCCUCCCACCCUUAUCCAUUCAAACGAAGGAAGUGAGGAGGAUGGACAGCCGAUCAUUUGA
Closterium sp. Naga37s-1 is the source of this 1533-nucleotide messenger RNA. Lineage: Eukaryota; Viridiplantae; Streptophyta; Zygnematophyceae; Desmidiales; Closteriaceae. The record is from the annotation of a GenBank genome assembly.